This is a messenger RNA of Chaetomium globosum CBS 148.51, 4803 nucleotides long. RefSeq lists its product as uncharacterized. Gene Ontology annotation, cellular component: transcription export complex 2; nucleus; cytoplasm. The record is from RefSeq and is a predicted model, not a curated record. The coding region runs from base 1 to 4803 and encodes 1600 amino acids. Gene Ontology annotation, biological process: mRNA export from nucleus. NCBI's taxonomy places the organism in Eukaryota, Fungi, Ascomycota, Sordariomycetes, Sordariales, Chaetomiaceae. The transcript is spliced from 2 exons.
AUGGCGGCGCCAGCUAACAACCCCUUCGGGGUGCCCCAAGGUCAGGUCGUUCAAAAUCCCUUUGGAGCGCCUGUCUCUGGUCAGCCUGCCUCUGCGUUCAACCAGCCCUUUCAGAACUCGUUCAACACCUCGGCUCCCACGACGAAUCCUUUUGGUUCAGCGCCCGCUGUGAAUCCCUUUGGCGCGCUAUCCAACACUUCUCUCGGAGCCACGGCGGCGUCUGGAAGCAGGCCGUCCUCAUCAGGGAGUCACUUCGGCGCGUCCAACAACAAUCCUUUUGGCGCGCCAGCAUCUGGAAACAAGCCGCCAUCAGCUGGGGCCCCCUUUGGAGCUCCAUCUGGCCCGAAGGCAAAUAACCUUUCUGCAGCUCCCCCGAGUGGGCCCAAGAACAGCCGAAGUCCAUCUCCGUUUGGUUCCCGAGCGCCACCAUCGGGCCCGUCAGCUCAAUCAUCGGCCGCUAAACACGACGCGAACGCCAUGGGUCGCCGGAGUAAGCUCACUAACGGCAAGCCACCGGCUGCGACCAAGAGCACUGGUUUUGCCAAUCAAGGAGGCCAAACGAAAAACGGAGGAUUUGCUGCGCAGGGAGGACAGAAUCAGGGACCCACGCCGUUCGCCAGUACAAAUCCAUUUACAAGGCCGCCGGGCUCUCAAACGUCGGGGAUGGGCACAAAACCGCAGCCAACUGGUCGGGGAAAGCAGCCUGGGCGCCAGGAGCGCCAUCAGCCGGCCCCCAGCCAGCGUGGUAGCCAGGAAGUCACAGCCAAAGGCCCAACCGAACGGACAAAGCAGCUGUCGAUUUUUGCUUUCAACUAUGCGAAUAAGCUGUACGACCACCUCAAAAAAGAAAAUGUCCACCCGCCAAAAUGGCACGCCGACCCCGGUGACCCCAGCAAGCGGGCCGCCAUUGAGAGUCUGAAGGAGUCAUACAAGAAGUAUCGCACCCGCACGUAUGCGACACUUAGGAAAGCUGAUCUUAUCGACGAUCCGGACAAGAGACGGAAGCUCGAAGACGCCCUUCCCUUCAAGGGAAUUUGCGAGAACAUGUGCCCGGAAUUCGAGCAGGUCUCCCGUAUCGCCGAGUACGACGUCAAGACGGAGGAGAAGGAGACCCGCCCCGAUGGGCUGACCAUGUGGCCGGACACGACGCGGAUGGUCAAGAAGUUCGGGCGCUCUGCCGCCGGCCAAGAUGCGCCGCUGCCCAUGGACGUUCGUUCCGUGGACGCCCUGCGGAGGACGACAGAUUACCUCUUUAACGACCUCCUCCAGUCAGAGAACAACCUCCCUUCGAUGCACAACUUCUUGUGGGAUCGGACCAGAGCUGUGCGCAAGGACUUCACCUUUCACUCGCAAAAGUCGGCCGAAGAGAUGAAGGACAUGGUAUACUGUUUCGAAACCAUUACACGAUUCCACGCCACCGCCCUACACCUGCUGUCGAAGAAGGGUUUCGCCAACGAAGACUUCGACCAGAGGCAGGAGAUUGAGCAGCUGGGACGAACCAUCUUGUCACUCAUGGAGGCGUACGAUAUGUGUCACGACAAGAAAGUCCACUGUCCGAACGAGCCUGAAUUCAGAGCGUACUACCUCCUCCUCAACGCACACGACCCCUCGAUAGUAGUGAGGAUCCCGACGUGGGGAAAGGAGUCUUGGUUCGAGAGUGAAGAAGUUCAGACAGCUCUGUCCCUGAUCCAGACGAUGGAGGAUGUGCGGGAACCUAAGGGUCCGAUCAAGCCACGCGCGGCAACGAGCUUGUCCGAUGCCUCCUUCACAAACUACUUCUCCAUCGUUGAGGACACGCGGGUCUCCUACACAAUGGCCUGUGUUGCAGAAAUCCAUUUCACAACAGUGCGCCAGGGCAUCCUCAAGAACCUCGUCAGGGGCUAUGCUCGGCAUCGCGAUGCCCCUCGCACCAUCACGGCGUCGGACCUCAACGCAAUGCUAAGGUUUGACACGUCCGAAGAGGCGGUUGAAUUCGCCGAGCUACACGACUUCGAAUUUUCGACAUGGGUUCCCGAGGGGCGAAAUCCCGUCACGGAGCCUUAUCUCCUUCUCAGUAACAAGAAAAAGGCCGUUCCAUCGCCGAGAGUUCGCCAGGCAUUCUCAGGGGCAAUCGUCGAGCGGAAGCGCACGACGCAGUCCUUGCCUUAUGUGAUUUACAACACCAUCUUUGAGGAGCCGUCAGAGAACCCGCCCAGUUCUGGCGGUAGCCCGGAUAGUCUAUUCUCUGAGGGCGGUGGCAGUCUUUUCGUCACUAGAGCACCGGUAUCCGAGGACUUGUCCAUGGCCAGCCCGCCGAUGACACAACCACCCACAACUUCCUCGCCUUUCGGCGCCCCCGUCUCAAGCUCGCCCUUUACCACGGCGGCAACGACACCAGCGUUCUCGGGCUUUUCGGCCCCGCAACCCUCCACCGCAGCUGCGAACCCAUUUGCGGUCCCGAGUCAACAGCCCACGCCACAAGCUCAAGCAGAACAGGGUCCGUUCCCAUCUUUCAAUCAACCACCGGUCCCCCUGGCAGCCAGCACGAUUUCCAAGCCAGCUGCGAACCUGGGCAAGUCCGCCCAGACCGGGCAAACAGCAACCUCACCUUUCGUAACGGCCAAGCCCGCAGAAAGCUCAAAUCCGUUUGCUUUCCUCGCAAACCCUGGCUCGGCCACCCUACCAUCCCUUGCUCAAGCGGCACAAUCUCAACCUUCCACAACAUUUCCAUCCGCACCGCCCAUCUUCGGCAGCACCGCCCCGAACCUGGCCGCCACCGCCAACCCAACGCAAGCUACCACAUUUCCCCCAGAAAAGCCGGCCGCGUCAACUCCUUCAGCUCCUAUCUUGGGUACAGCUCCGCCGGCCGGAGCAUCCCUCUUUCCAACCACCACGCCCGCAAAGCCUCCAGGACAGCAAACAGCCACUACGGUCUCAUUAGUUCCCUCUGUUCAGAUCUCCGCACCCCCCGCCACAGCCACAACUGCGCCUGCAACACAAGGCCUACAACCUCUCUCCUCUACUCCGUUCCAGCCGCUCGGGCAGAACCCUCUCUCCGGCUCGUCUUCGCAAGCGCCGGCAGUCUCUUUCCAGAGCGGAGCCACCACAGCACCAACCAUACCACCGCCAUCUCCGAAGCGGGAUCCUCUCGGUGAUUUCACGAAAUGGUUCGUUACAGGCGACGAUGGUCUCGUAGAACAAUUCACCGAAGAAAUACUAAGCCACAUUCUAUGGGGCGUCUGGCAAGAUUUUGAGCGCGAACAAGCGGAAAAGAAACGGCGGGCCGAGGAUGAGGAAUCGUGGCGAGUUGCACGCGAGUAUCAAACCCACCGACUGCGAUUAAAAUUCUUUUACCGCUGGCGCAACAUCGCCCGAUCCCUUGCCACCAAACGCAUUCUUCGAGAAGGCCGAGAAAAAAUGCGUCUCUACCGCGAACAACAAAAAGCGGCCAAAAAACAACUACAAGAAGAAAAGGAAAAGGUCGAACGGGAAGCCAGACGCGCCGCAAAGAGGCAGCUCAUGGAAGACAGCAACCGCAUUGCUUUGCUCGCCACCUCCACCGGCCGCCGCGGCAGCGUCGCCUACAGCACUGACCAGAGCACCGAGGACCAGCUUCUCGCGAGUGGCGUGUUUUCGGGGCUCCACGACGACCCGCGCACCCUUGCUCGCCGCUCCGUUCGCGGUUCCGCCGUCAACGGAGGAGACCCCUGGGCAAUGGACAGCGUGACCCGCUCCUACCGGUACCCGGAAUCGGAGCUCGAGCUCGAGCCGGCGCCAUCCGACACCAGCAGCGUUGGAGGCAAGCGCGAGGGUUGGAAGACUCGCUCCCUCCGCGAAAAGUUUGGGAUCGAACCCCGUCGGAGCUUGUCCGCCAGCGGCUCCGUCGUCAACGCCAAUGGCGGGUCGUUUACGUCGUCGUCGCGGUUCCGGCAGUCGCUUCCUGGGGUGGGGCACGACAAUCAUCGGACGACGAAUUUCUCCGCCUCGAGAAAGAGGUCGGCGGAAGAAGAGUCGGACGACGAGCCCGGCGCGAAGCGGCAACCGGGCUUCUACGGAAGCACAACCAACGGAGAGAGAACAAACCGCUUUGCCAAGUCGUCCACACAUUGGGACUUGCGCGCGCGUGGGUUCGUGCCCAUGCCGGAUGGCAACUGGCUGCCGGAAGCCGUCGCCCGGUCCUCUUCUGCGGCCAACAGCAACAACAAAACGAGCAGGGCCCCCGGGCGGUACGACUUUGCGUCCCGCUCCGGCUCUGGCUCGCCGGACGGGCUGCUCGACGGCGACGUCGACAUGGUGAGCGACGCCGGCCGCGCCCCCUCGCCCACGCCAUCGGAGCUCCGCCUGCGCUUGGCCAGAAUCGCUAAACCGCGCCCGCCCGUCUAUGGCCACACCUCGCGCCACAGCGCCGACCUUUCCAGGUUUGCGGCCCAGGGCCUCCCCGCGACGUCCCCGCCCCACCCGCCGUUUGCGUCGGGGAGCAUGCCGCCGCCGCCUUUGCGCAGCCGCAGUAGUGGGGAUAAGGCCGGGUUGGGGAUGGGGAAGCGGAAGCGUAGUGCGGAGAUGGAUGUCGAUGAUGAUGAUGGUGAUGGUGAUGGGGGGCAGGGGAGAGAAGUGUCGCCGUCGGCGAAGAAGAAGGCGCUGUUGGGUGGGAAUGGUGGGGCGGUGCCGGACAGGGCGGAGACUAAUGUCAUGGUGGAGAAUACGAAGCGGAUGUUGAGGGAGUUGAGAGAGGCGAUGGAUCGGGCGGACCGCGAGGAGCCGGGGAUGAGGACGGAGGUUUAUCUGGAGGGGGCUGUGAGGGAGGGAGGGGCCAAUCCAGCGUGA